UGAAGCUGUAAGCUACAGUGACUCUGUCUUGUGGGCUCCAGACUCUGUAAUCAGCUCUUUCAUGCAUCAUAUGUUUCAGGAGCUUUUGGAACAGAGUGGAGUAUGAAGUACAACCAACAGGAAAUAUGUGCUUUAAAAGGAUCCACAGUGUUUAUGAAUGGAACUUAUACUCACCCAGAAGGUCUUACAGUGACAGAGACUUUUUGGACUAUAGACCUAGAUAAUAUACCUGAUCUGAGUAAAGACCCAGAUUAUUCAGGCAGAGUUGAGUGUUUAACUGAUCAACAGAAACACUUCUCCCUCAAACUGAGUGAUGUAAUGAAGAAGGACGAACAUCAGUACUACUUCAGAAUCAGAACAAAUGUGGAUAAAGAAAGAUGGCUGGGUAAACCUGGAGUUCAGCUCAGAGUUACAGAGCUCCAUGUGCAAAGUCCUUCUGAAGUGACAGAGGGACAAACAGCAGAUCUGACAUGUAAAACCACCUGCAGACUGACUGACCCAACAUUCAUCUGGUACAAAAAUGGACAUCCUUUAACCACAAAGACCAUCAAGAACAACCAGCUCCACCUGCAGACAGUCAGCAGUGAGGAUGCAGGCAGUUAUAGCUGUGCUGUAAGAGGAUAUCAACACCUCCACUCUACUGCUCACAACCUCAGAGUCAGAUAUCCUCCAAAGAAUGUUUCAGUGUCCAUCAGUUCUUCUGGAGAUGCACUGGUGGGCUUUUCAGUGACUCUGACCUGCAGCAGUGAUGCAAACCCACCUGUGAAGAACUACACCUGGUUUAAAGAACGGGAAACCUCAGCUGUAGGAUCUGGACACAGUUACAGUCCUCUACAGAGUGGAUCUUACUGCUGUGAGGCUCAGAAUCAACAUGGAUAUCAGAGAUCAGAUCUGGUGCCAGUUGUUUUACAUGGUUACUCAGUAAUUCUGUAUGGAGUUGCUGGAGUUGGACUUUGUGGGGUUGCAGUUUUUCUCACUGUGUUUUUCUGGAUGAGGUGA
This is a messenger RNA of Colossoma macropomum (tambaqui), 999 nucleotides long. Its product is annotated as B-cell receptor CD22-like. Lineage: Eukaryota; Metazoa; Chordata; Actinopteri; Characiformes; Serrasalmidae. The record is from RefSeq and is a predicted model, not a curated record. The transcript is spliced from 4 exons. The coding region runs from base 103 to 999 and encodes 298 amino acids.